Messenger RNA from Fusarium subglutinans, 1611 nucleotides. Its product is annotated as putative cytochrome P450 monooxygenase (lovA). The record is from RefSeq and is a predicted model, not a curated record. Lineage: Eukaryota; Fungi; Ascomycota; Sordariomycetes; Hypocreales; Nectriaceae. The coding region runs from base 1 to 1611 and encodes 536 amino acids. Gene Ontology annotation, molecular function: heme binding; monooxygenase activity; oxidoreductase activity, acting on paired donors, with incorporation or reduction of molecular oxygen. The transcript has 6 exons.
AUGAGCAUUCUCAAUAUGAUCACCAGCUAUGCUGGUAGCCAGUUUUUGCCCUUCUAUAUCACCGUAUUCAUCUUAACCUUAGUCCCAUGGGUAAUCCGUUUCUCUUGGCCAGAAUUACGCAAGGGAUCGGAGGUGCCACUUGCGAACCCGCCCGAAUCACUCUUCGGCACCGGUAAAACCAGGAGAAAUUUCGUCAAACUUAGCAGAGAAAUUCUGGCCAAAGCGAGAAGCUUGUUCCCUGAUGAGCCUUUUCGCCUGAUCACGGACUGGGGUGAGGUCCUCAUUCUCCCGCCAGAUUUUGCAGAUGAGAUUCGAAAUGAUCCGAGACUGAGCUUCUCCAAGGCAGCAAUGCAGGGAGAUAACGUGCUACAGGAUAAUCAUGCUGGAAUACCUGGAUUUGAGACUGUUGCCCUGGUCGGUCGUGAAGAUCAGCUUAUUCAGAAGGUGGCCCGCAAGCAGUUGACUAAACAUCUCUUGUCGCUCAACUUUGGAGAGACAACAGGCAAGUCCCCUUUCCGAGCACAUCAGUCAGGGGCUAUCACUAACCGACCAAAAAACACAGAAUGGCGAGCGAUACGACUCAAACCAGCGAUUCUAGACAUCAUCGCCCGCAUCUCGUCAAGAAUCUACCUCGGCGACCAACUUUGCCGUAACGAAGCGUGGUUAAAGAUCACCAAGACAUACACCACCAACUUCUACACGGCAUCUACGAACCUACGAAUGUUCCCACGAUCGAUCCGUCCUCUUGCCCACUGGUUCCUCCCCGAAUGCAGAAAGCUUCGACAGGAGCGUAAGGAUGCAGUUGGUAUCAUCACGCCCCUGAUUGAGCGCCGUCGUGAGCUUCGAAGAGCCGCGGCCGCAGCCGGUCAGCCUCUGCCUGUGUUUCAUGACGCUAUUGACUGGUCGGAACAGGAGGCAGAAGCUGCAGGCUCAGGGCCCGCGUUCGAUCCGGUAAUCUUCCAGCUUACUCUAUCCCUUCUUGCAAUUCAUACCACGUAUGAUCUCCUUCAGCAGACAAUGAUUGAUCUAGGUCGCCAUCCUGAGUAUAUCGAGCCCCUGAGGCAGGAAGUCGUGCAGCUGCUUCGCGAGGAAGGUUGGAAGAAAACAACCCUUUUCAAGAUGAAGCUCCUGGACAGUGCCAUCAAAGAAUCUCAGCGCAUGAAGCCUGGCAGUAUAGUUACUAUGCGUCGCUAUGUGACCGAAGACAUCACUCUCUCCAGCGGCCUAACCCUCAAAAGGGGGACCCGCCUCAACGUAGACAACAGACGUCUCGACGAUCCCAAGAUCUACGAAAAGCCCGAGGUCUACAAUCCCUAUCGCUUUUACGACAUGCGCUCCGAAGCCGGCAAAGACCACGGGGCACAGCUCGUAUCAACUGGCUCAAACCAUAUGGGCUUCGGCCACGGUCAGCAUUCGUGUCCAGGGCGCUUUUUCGCUGCCAAUGAGAUCAAAGUAGCGCUCUGCCACAUCUUGGUCAAGUAUGAUUGGAAGCUGUGUCCUGACACGGAGACGAAGCCUGAUACAAGGGGAAUGAUCGCCAAGUCCAGUCCUGUCACGGAUAUUCUUAUUAAGCGCCGGGAGUCGGUUGAGUUGGAUUUGGAAGCAAUCUGA